Pimephales promelas (fathead minnow) is the source of this 4351-nucleotide messenger RNA. RefSeq names its product shootin 3 (gene shtn3). Gene Ontology annotation, cellular component: cell leading edge; cytoplasm; axonal growth cone. The record is from RefSeq and is a predicted model, not a curated record. Gene Ontology annotation, biological process: neuron projection morphogenesis; positive regulation of neuron migration. Lineage: Eukaryota; Metazoa; Chordata; Actinopteri; Cypriniformes; Leuciscidae.
CUGAGUCUUCUGUGUGUGAGGAGUGGAGAUGAUGGAUGCUCCGCCGCUGACUACCGGCUGUGUGAGUGAGAUGGAGGCCGGUAGAGAUGAAGAGGGAGAGGCUCGGGAGGAGAGCAAGGAGUGCCAGAGACUUGCUGCAGAGAGAGAUGAGGCUGAAAGGCAACUCAAGCACAUAAAACGAGUUUCCCAAAUGGUGAUCGAGGAGGUGAACGUACUACAGACCCAGCUUGAGAUUGAGAAAUCUUGCCGGGAAAAUGCAGAGGCUCUGGCUACCAAGUUGAACUGUGAGAACAAGAAGUUGAAGUAUUUGAGCCUGUCAUCGCGGCCAUGUCUGGACGAGCUGCUGCCCAGUAUUUCUGAUUGCAUUUCCCUAGAAGAGGAGACUGAACAACAAGAUCCCAGUUCUGACCCCUUUUCUCAGUAUAAGCUGCAGGUCAAAGAUCUCCAAGAAACCGUGAGUUCUUUGCUGGAGGAGAAGAAGCAGUUGGCAUGUAAGCUUCAAGAGCAGCAAAGGAAGAUAGACGAGUUGACAGCACUUACUGAAAAGGAGCAGGCUGAGAUGAAGGAGCUUUAUAAAACCAUUGAGCAGCAAAGCAAGACCAUUAAGAGGUUCAACAGGGUGUCUUUGAUGGCCACUCAGGAGUAUGAAAACAUGAAGGAGCAUCUGGAUUUGGAGCAGAGCCUUCGGCACAAAGCAGAGACCUAUGCACAUGAGAUGGUGGUGAAGCAAAAAGAAGCAAACAGACAGAGCAUGAUUCUGCUACAACAGGUAGAUCCCAGCAUUCAACUGCUCAAAGCUUUGGAAGAUUUGGCCAAUGUGACCAAAACAUUAGAAGAAGAGAGAAUACAGCACCAAGACAAGGUAAAGGCUCUAGAGGCUGAACUGGAAGAAUGUGCUUUGCGUAAGCAGCUAGUUCAUCUGCAAAGGCAACUAGAGAUAUUAGAUGAAGAAAAGAAAGACACGGAGGGACGACUGCAGGAGGAAGAGAAGAAAAACAGUGUUUUGGAAAUGAAAGUGAAAGAUCUGCAGGAGGAGAGGAGGAGCUGUGAUUCAGCAUCAGCCCCCUCCCCUGGGACCGCUCCUCCCCCGGCCCCUCUUCCUCAACCACCUCCACCUCCCCCACCCCCUCCUCCUCCACCUCCCCCACCUCCUCCAUCUCGCUGCAACCCCCUCAGCUCUCUCAUUGCGAUUAUGAGGAAAUCUUCCAAGGGAGGUAAAGGAAGCCCAAAACAAGAGCAAGCCCCAGUAACUGAAGCUGUGGAUGACGUUAAAGUGAAAGCCGUCAAUGAGAUGAUGGAGAGAAUUAAACACGGAGUGGUACUCAGGCCUGUGAAGAGUCAGGACACUAAGAGAUUUGGCACGAAGCAGCCGAUGCCAGCAGCAGUUGCAGUGGCAACAGUGGAGGAAAAGCACCAAGAAAGUGCAAUGGAAGAGCUGAAAGGCAUUCUGGAGACGGUGAAGAAGAGUCCCAGUCGUGGGUUUCAGGAAGUGGUUCACACUAAAAAGGACAGUGAACUGGAAGUAAUUCUGAGGAGGAGACGCAAACAGGCCUGUGAUCCUGACACAGAAGAUGAUGGGCAGCUGAGUAAAGUCUCGUCAUCAAACAGCCUGAACGGACGACACAGUUCUGACUCUGGCAAAGACACAGAAGGGCCAGGCAGCAGCUCUCUGUCAGGCAGUGAGCGCGGAUCAAGAACCAGCUCAGACUCGGGCCGAGAGCCAGCCAUGGCUCCACAGGGCUCCGAUUCUGGCAUGGAGUUCAAAGGAGGCGCUCAGACAGACAGUGUCUGCAGAUCUCUCUCUGAGAAAGAGCCCAUUGAGCCGGCCACCAACGGCUGCUGUUCAGGUGAAGUGAAGGAUGGAGGUCCAGAGAAGUGGGACAGUGGGUCCAACGGGAUUGGCCAUACGGAUGCAAGUGAAGACCUGCAAACCAUCAGCUCCUCUGCACAAAGCCCCAAUGCAGCAAAGAGUAGCACAGACGCCGAAUGUUAACGGCAAGUGGCGCUGCAAGGACCGCUGCAUUUUUGCACAAAACCAUGCUUUCUAAAUUAGUUUGUUCCAAAUUUAAAAUCAGCUGGUCAUAUUUCAAAAUAUUAUAGAAAGUUCAUUUCAUCAUUUGCAGCUUGAUUAUAAUUACAUUGAAACAAAAAACAUCUUACCAGACACUUUUUUUCUUCUUCAUUCCUCUCAUUGACAAUGUACUGUAUCUGCCUUUACCUAUAAUAAACACAGGGUGUUUAGAUGUUAGGGACAUCUGUCAUAAACUUUAGAUUAAUUCUAUAGUUGCUAUUAGAUUCAUCUUAGAUUCAUGGAUUCAACAUCUGAGUCGCAUUUCCAUAAAAAUGCAAGCAAGGAAACUUUAACGAUGAAGUGUGUAAUUCUGUGCCACUAGCAGCAGAAUUUGAGUCUUUUUUAGUGAUCUGGAUCCUUUAGCAUUCCCUUUCAUCUCAAUUAUUCGGAAACGGUGGUCAUUUGGACCCCAUUCACUUUCAUUGUAUGGACAAGAGCAGUUGAAACAUUCUUCCUAUUUGUUUGACAGAAUUAUACCUUAAAGAUAGAUACAUUUUGCUUGCUAACCAGUCAAACCUUGAUGCCUCAGGCCCAAUUGACAAUUCUCAAUCAACGUGUGAGUUUGAGGUGAAUAAUGGCAGAUGCUGCAAGUAGCACAGAAUUGACUUCAGAUUAAAUGCAAAGCAUCAGAACAAUCCUGACAGAAUCACUGCACUGCACAUCAUGGCACCUUGUUCUUCUAAAAAGGUCCUAAGUGUGAACUAGACUAUCCAAACAUUAAUCAAGAGAUGCAAUUAUAAGCCAUGUAAUCGAAUUUACCAUAAAGAGGAACUGGUCUGUUCUGUCUACCUCUUAAGACACACCUCUUGGGGAUUUGAGAUCAUACAUCCUAGAUAUUAGGAAAAUAAAUACCAUCAAGUCAUGGAGGGCUACACACGCAUGUCUUCCGCCAUGGCGUUUCCAAAUAUUUGCACUGCAUGAAUGCACUGUACAAAAGGUUGACUUUGAUUGACAGUUGCGUCUUGAUUAGAUCCGCUCUCUAACUCUGAGCUGUUCCAAUGCAAUAUCAUCUGCAAAUUGUAAUAUUGUGCAGGAUCAGGAUGCCUCUAAUAACUGCGAAUAUUUGCCUUGUGACUCCUCUUGACUCUAGGUGGAUCAUGUUAAUGGUACGACGUGAGUAAUAUUAAUGAGACAGUUGAGUUCUGGCCGUCUCAUUUGUCCUGUUUUUAUCGCCCAGCUAACAGGUGACGUUCCUAGAUCUUUGGCUAAUGUUCUGUUAUGAAUAAAUGUUCUUCCUGUAACGUUUGUUCAAAAGUUAUCUGGCGUUUAACAACAUUCUUAAAAUGUUAUUUAUACAUUGUUCAUGGAACUUUUUUUCUGAAAUGUUUUAGUUUUUCAAAUGCUUUUUGAACGUUACUCCUUACUGCUCGUUCAGAGAAUAGACGACUCAAAAAGUAACAUUCUCAUAAUGUUUGCAAAAUGAUAAAAUGGAACGCUCCCUUAAUGUUUUCUGUAUAUUUGCAUAACCAAAAAAUUAAGAAAUUGAAAGUUUUUUUUUUCUUUUUACAUUUAAAAACUGGAUAUUUGAACACUAAGAGAAAAUACAGAAAAUAAUUUAAUGGGAACGUUAGAAAAACUUUCUUUGGGCUCUUUCACACAGAAUGUGCUUUGAUUCAUCUUCAAAAAACGUUGAACUUGUUUUAAUUUCAGCGCCACAUUUUAAGAGUGGUGUGUCAUUCGUGAGAAGCUGCAAAAAACGUGAGCACAAUGUCCGUCUACAAUGUGAUUACAUAGAAAAACAAUGGAAAAGUAAUGCAUUGGAAUGGAAAAGCACAUUCUGUGUGAACAGCCCCUUCGAAUUUUUGUUAGCUGGGUGGUCUGAAGUCUUGAUAUCAGGCUAUCUGACAGCUGCAAUAAUAUAUGGACAAUAAUUGCAAAUACUGAAUUACUUGUGGUUGCAAUUAUGUAUCACUUGUGAGAAAAUCUGAAUUGUUUUAUUAUACUUGUUUUCACACUGUCAUCUUUCAAUUUUUAAUAACCCACAUUGACGUGACUCAUGUACACUCUUUUUUAUCGUAGGAGACUUGUUUAAAUUGCUCCUUGAUUUCUCACCACCUCUGGAAUGUGUUUUGGCCUUAAUGUUUGCACCACUUCUUCCUUUCCGGCCUUAUUGGAGUGUAGGAUUUUGUAUAAGAACUCUGAGAGGUGAUUUAUCUGACUUGUGAUGUUGAAAUGAGUGUGUUUUGAAGCUUAACCUGAGUGUACCUGUUUUUAUUUGAACUGAUCGAAACCUUCCUCUUCAACACCUUUUAAACUCAACUGAAUAAACUUAUGAAAAAA